AUGCUCGUCUGCAUGACAGGACGUGACAACGACGACUUGUGGGGGACCAGUACCGGAGCUUCCUACUUUGCAGUCGCCGUCGUGAAAAAGGCCAAUUCUUUCAUCAACAUCAAUAACCUGGCGGGGAAAAAGAGCUGCCACACUGGGAAAGGACGCACAGCCGGCUGGAAUAUGCCCAUCGGUUACUUCAUCGACCAGGGCUACAUGUCUGCCAUGGGCUGUAACAUCUCGCAAGGUGUGGCACAGUUUUUCAGUGCCAGCUGUGUUCCUGGAGCAAAUGAGGCCGGUGACCCCGCCUCUCUGUGUCAGCUGUGUAUUGGCGAUGUACAAGGACAACACAAAUGCGAGAAGAGCAUCAAUGAGCAAUAUUACAGCUAUGAAGGAGCUUUCAGGUGUAUGGCUGAAGGUGCAGGAGACGUUGCCUUCAUCAAACACACAACAGUUGAAGAGAAUACAGAUGGUAAAGGCUCCCCCAGCUGGGCAUCAAAACUCAUUUCAUCAGACUAUGAGCUGUUGUGUCGUGACGGCAGAAGACUUCCUGUCAAUCAGUGGCAGACGUGCAAUCUGGUCCGUGUCCCAUUCCGAGGCAUUGUGGUUGGCGAUCACAUCACUCCCUCUGUGGUGUUUAACAUGCUGACUGAAGGACUGGAGAAGUCUGGAUUCAACAUGUUUUCCUCCAAGCCUUAUGGAGACGGAACGUUACUCUUCUCUGAGUCCUCCGUCAUGUUUCAGAGCGCUGAGUAUGACGACCCUAAGAAGUGGAUGGGUCGAUUCUAUUACAGUGCCAUGAGCGCUAUGGACUGUAAAAUUCCAGGUACAUAUCUAACCACGCUUUCUUUCCAAAAUACCGUAUAUACAGUAGUGGACUAA
This is a messenger RNA of Entelurus aequoreus (snake pipefish), 870 nucleotides long. RefSeq names its product melanotransferrin-like. Lineage: Eukaryota; Metazoa; Chordata; Actinopteri; Syngnathiformes; Syngnathidae. The record is from RefSeq and is a predicted model, not a curated record. The transcript is spliced from 6 exons. Gene Ontology annotation, cellular component: early endosome; recycling endosome; extracellular region. The coding region runs from base 1 to 870 and encodes 289 amino acids. Gene Ontology annotation, biological process: iron ion transport.